Mesocestoides corti is the source of this 1485-nucleotide messenger RNA. The record is from the annotation of a GenBank genome assembly. NCBI's taxonomy places the organism in Eukaryota, Metazoa, Platyhelminthes, Cestoda, Cyclophyllidea, Mesocestoididae.
AUGGACGGGGCCAAGUUUUUAGAAAUGCGAAAGCAGAUUGAGGAAAACAACCAAGAUAUACAGGACUUCCUUGGUGAUAUGAAUCAAUGGCGAUCAUGUGUUGAGAAAAAAAAUGCUAAACUGCGGGCUGAGGCAGAUACACCAAAGGAUCUGCCAUUAGUUCGCAAUAUUCUCCACAAGAAAAAAAGAAAAAAGGUUAAUCAAACAGCUGCUCCCAAAAAUUCAUCGGUGGCCAGUGCACCUCAGCGAAUUAAAUCCUACGAUUAUAAGGCCUGGGAUUCCUUUGAUGUUGAUAAGGCAUUAGAAGAUUUGGACAAGCCCGAAAUUCCUCAGCCUUCUGAGGAGAGUGAAACUGAUGACGAAUGGGAAAAUGAAAGGCGCUUAAGGCUUUCAGAUGUCGAAAAGGAGCAGGGGAAUCUCCGUUUUAAGGAAGGAAAAUACGAAGAGGCGAUUGAGCACUACACCACCUCAAUUCAGCUUGCUCCAGAGCUUCCGCUUCUCUACACAAAUAGGGCGCUGGCCCUCUACAAGUUGGAACGCUUUGCUUCCGCCGAAACUGACUGUUCCAUGGCACUAUCUCUCAACCCGAGGCUGGUAAAAGCUCUCUACCGCACGGCGUGUUACACUUCGCGCUAUCAACUCGAGGUGUACAAGUUUAUCCAGGACUUGCGAUUGAUGGUCUACGCUUCUAUCCUUUCUUCCCAUAAUGUCACUCGACUUGCCUUUUUGACGAGAAGGGCUCAAUCCCGACGAGCCCUGGGCAAAGACGCCGAGGCUGUGGCUGACUUGAAACGUAUUCUGGACAUUGAACCACAUAACUCUACCGCUCUGAAAGACCUCCGUAUUUGGACCGGCGACUCAGAUCUGCGCGCCGGUUCGGUAAACUCUAUCUUCAAGCUUGUUGACAUUGAGAAGGCAGCAUCGGCCGACUUACACCGUGUUCAAAUCUCUGAAGUUGGUACUGAUCAUGGGCCAAAGCCUUCUGGCGACGCUGAUCAGAAAAGACCACAGAAUGCCGAUUUUGUGUCCGAACCUUCUCCAGGCGUUUCAGGCGGAGGCCAUCGCGAUAUUCCCCAAGCCACACCCUCGGCUGUGACACCUAUGCGAAUAUCUCCAACGUUCCCGAAGUGUCCACCCACUAAUUGGUUCCAAAUGGAUCGUGAUUUAAGAGAACUAGUCCCAUCUGGCCAGACCCUCACUCCAAUCGCUGUUGAAUACUUGUGUUCAAUAGAACCCGCGAAUUAUUCCACAGUUAUUGGACAAAACCUUGAUUCCUUGUGCCUUGGUCGUCUGUUGUCGGCCAUCAGUCUGAGUCCGACCCUGAGUUCGGUGCAGAAGGCAGAACGUUUGGCGGCAUUAGCUAAGCUGCCAAGGUUUGACGUAGCCUGGUUGCUUGCAGAAGAUGCUGAUCGCGAGAAGGUUGAAAAUCUGCUUCGCGAAGUAUCGCCUGAAAAUUCUGACCUUCUCAAAAGGUCAUUUAUUUAA